Messenger RNA from Tricharina praecox, 4135 nucleotides. RefSeq names its product Metalloenzyme, LuxS/M16 peptidase-like protein. Gene Ontology annotation, biological process: peptide catabolic process. Gene Ontology annotation, cellular component: cytosol; mitochondrion. The record is from RefSeq and is a predicted model, not a curated record. Lineage: Eukaryota; Fungi; Ascomycota; Pezizomycetes; Pezizales; Pyronemataceae. Gene Ontology annotation, molecular function: metal ion binding; metalloendopeptidase activity. Bases 306 to 3974 code for a protein of 1222 amino acids. The transcript is spliced from 9 exons.
GGAUCUUCCAUUCCCGCCCCUCGUUGGCGUUUGCUGCUUCACCCACCCCCGGACUACCAGUGUGAGUCCGUGCCCUGAGGCGAAUGUGAGACCGUGCUAACUGCUAUACUUGGUGACUUAUCCAACUUACGGGCGCACGCCUACUAAAUCCCUAUGUAACCAACGAAUCCCGCCGUCGCCCCCUCCCCCACCACCCCCCAGUAUUAUCACUCAUUCACUUGACGGGUCUUCCGCCGAAUCACCACACCCUCCUCAACAGAACCAAAUAAAAUCCUCUGCCCUUUACUUGGUCUCUCCGCCAUUGAAUGCAACCGGCUCUGCACUACAGAGCAGUCGCGGCCUCUACACGCUUGCCAACAAGGUUUCCGGUCUUGGAGUCACCGCCGUCAUCAUCCGCUUUGACUACACAGCCGCCCUCCGUCCUCAGACGAAGUGCCACUACCGCCAUCACUUAUAAUCAACUCUCGACGCUUGCGACACACUUCCACCUUCCUCCCCUUCCCCAUCCCGUCCAUCUCCUGCUGAAGGUCAGCCAUUGCCCACAGUCACUGCUGCUGCUGCCUGCACGCCGACAACUGCAUAAGUACUCACAGUCGUCCCCAUCCACUGCUGCCGCCGCCGCUCCUACUGCUGCUCCGCCACUAGCAACACCACCGCGUUCGCCACUUCAAGCAACACCUAUCCCACCUCGUCCAACAUCCCGCUUCUUCUUCCCCACCGCCCCUGCUACCAAACGCUUCUACUCUUCGGCCGCCUUCACGAUGACUACCGACACCCUUCCCAUCCGCGGCAAAGCUACCGUCGUUGCGUCCCAGCUGGAGAAGCCGGACCUGGAUGAUCGUUCCUACAGGGUUAUCCAGCUGCCGAACAAGCUCGAAGCAUUGCUGGUGCAUGAUCCCGAUACCGACAAGGCCUCUGCAGCUCUAGAUGUGCACGUGGGCAAUUUUUCCGAUAGCAUCGACUUGCAAGGUCAAGCACAUGCGGUCGAACAUCUGCUCUUCAUGGGAACUAAAAAGUACCCAAAAGAGAACGAGUACUCGCAAUACCUUUCCGAGCAUUCGGGUAACUCCAAUGCCUACACAGCCUCAACGUCUACAAACUACUACUUUGAGGUUGGCCACGAACACUUCUACGGCGCGCUGGAUCGGUUCGCCCAGUUCUUCAUUUCGCCACUGUUUCUUGCCGAAACUCUAGAACGUGAGCUGAGGGCUGUUGACUCGGAGAACAAGAAGAACUUGCAGAAUGACGUCUGGAGGUUGCACCAGCUCUCCAAAGCGCUAUCCAACCCGAAGCACCCGUACUGUCACUUCUCCACAGGAAAUCUGCAAACCUUGAAGGAGCUGCCCGAACAGAGAGGUGUUAAUGUUCGAGAUGAAUUUAUGAAGUUUCAUGACAAGUAUUACUCCGCAAAUACCAUGAAGUUGGUGGUUCUGGGUCGGGAAGAUCUCGACACCUUGGAGAAGUGGACCGUUGAGCUCUUUGAAGGCGUCAAGAAUAAAGAUCUGCCCGAACAGAGGUUUGAGGGACAACCCCUCCUACCGGAGCAUCUCAUGACACAAAUCUUUGCCAAGCCGGUCAUGGACACCCGACAGAUUGACAUCAUAUUCCCAUUUCUGGACGAGGAACCCCUCUUCGAGACACAACCUUCUAGAUAUGCAAGCCAUCUGAUCGGUCAUGAAGGUCCGGGUUCGCUCCUGGCCUACUUGAAGAAGAAGGGCUGGGUGAAUGAAUUGUCUGCUGGAGCUACUCCUGUCGGCGUCGGCUCUGCUUUCUUCCACAUCAACAUCAAGCUUACCGAAGAUGGACUGGAAAACUAUGAGGAAAUCGUGAAGGCUGUCUUCCACUACAUCAACCUCAUCAAGGAUACACCAGUGCAGAACUGGAUCUUUAAAGAGCUGCAGGACACCGCUGCGGUGGAUUUCAAGUUCCGUCAAAAGUCCCCGGCGUCCAAGUUCACAUCUCGUCAGGCUGGAACGAUGCAGAAGCCCCUCCCCAGGGAAUGGCUGCUCUCUUCGUUCCUGUUCAGAGAAUAUGACCCCGAAAUGAUCGCCAAAUCGCUGGACUAUCUUCGUCCUGACAAUUUUAGAAUCCAGAUCGCGGCACGCCAUUGCCCAGGUGGACCGCUUGACCAGACCGAGAAGUGGUAUGGGACGGAAUACCGGGUGGAGAAGAUGCCGGCAUCCUUCGUUCAGAAGGUGAAGAGUACUGCUGCCACAGGUAUAGGUGCUGGCGAGCUGCACGGCGAGCUUCAUCUGCCGCACAAGAACGAGUUUAUCCCAAAGAACUUUGAUGUGCAGAAGAAGAAGGUCGACACUCCUAGCAAGGUCCCCGUUCUGAUCAAGAACACGGAACUCUCCAGGAUUUGGUACAAGAAGGACGACACUUUCUGGGUGCCCAAGGCGAAUGUCUACAUUACUUUGCGAAACCCGCUGGUAUAUUCCUCGCCAGCCAAUGCCGUUGCAGCUAGAAUUUACUGCGACCUUGUCAAGGACGCACUCAAUGAGUAUGCCUACGACGCAGAGAUUGCCGGCCUCGACUACACAGUCAGCUCUAGCACCGUUGGUUUGGAGAUUGAGGUUGCCGGAUACAACGACAAGAUGUCGGUGCUAUUGGAGAAGGUCAUAAUCCAGAUGAGGGAUCUGAAGGUCCUGCCCGAUAGAUUCAAAAUCAUCAAGGAAAAGAAUCUUCGGGCCUACAGGAAUUGGAUCUUCCAACAGCCCUACCACCAAGUCAUGGAAUACAUUAGAUACAUGAACUCCCAGACCAUGUGGCUGAACGAGGAGGUGCUGGCGGAGCUUGAGUGCCUUACCGCAGCGGACGUUGAAACCUUUUUCCAGAAGAUCUUGGGACAGACUCACAUAGAAGCGUUGGUUCACGGAAAUUUGUACAAAGAGGAUGCUCUGAAGUACAUCAAUCUCAUCGAGACUAUUCUGAAACCUAGGGUGCUCCCGCCGACUCAGCAUGGCAUCAGACGUUCGCUCAUCAUCCCCGAGGGAGCAAGAUAUGUUUGGGACCGGGCGCUGGAGGACCCGAAGAACGUUAACUCCGUCAUCGAAUACACCCUCUAUGUUGGAGAACAGUCGGACCGGAGACUUAAGAACCUCCUCGCCUUGUUCUCUCAGAUAACUGAGGAGCCAUGUUUCGACCAGCUUCGUACCAAGGAGCAGCUCGGAUACAUUGUAUUCUCGGGCAGUCGGUACAGCGCGACCACCAUGGGAUACCGUGUGAUCGUACAGUCGGAACGUUCCGCGCCGUAUCUGGAGUCACGGAUCGAAGAAUUUUUGCAAUCCGUCGCGCAAAAGCUUGCGGAUAUAACCGACAAGGAAUUCCAAUCUCACGUCAAGGCGGUGAUCCUCCGCAAGACGGAGAGACUCAAGAACCUCAACCAGGAGAGCAAUCGCCUGUGGACGUUCAUCGCGAGCGAGAUGUACGAUUUUGAGCGGACGGAUGAGGACGUCGAAAUCCUGAAGGCUUUGACCAAACAGGAUACCAUCGACUUCUACAACACGUUCAUAAAUUCCGCUUCUCCCCGCCGCUCCAAGGCGUCGAUCCAGAUGCGCGCGGCAGCCGUCACACCCGAAGACCGCAAGCCCGGCCUCGUCGAGGCACUAGUCCAGUUCCUUUCCGCCGCCGCGGGCGUAGUCUCGGAGCACACGGAAGUGACGAAAGCCCUGGAAGGCAUCGACAUCAACGACACGGACGCCGUCGUCGCCGCGGUCCACACAUUCCUCAAGGACGUCAAGAAAAUCGAGGAGGCCAACAUCCACGAGAUCCUCGAGAAGGGUCGCGCAGCGCUUGUCGGUGCGAUCCCGGUCAAGAAGGCGGACGAGGAGAAGUUCAAGAUGGAGGACUUUGGUGAGAUCUUUGAGUCCAUUCAGGACGUGGUCGCGUGGAAGGCUAGCUGCCGCGUUUCUGCCGGCCCUAGGCCCGUUAAGCCGCUGGUCGAGUUUGAGAGCACCGAGGUUAAGCUUUAGAGUAGAGUGUGUGCUGUGUUGUGUGCUCUCGGUUUUCUUCUUCCUUCUUCCCUCCUUGGAAUAGAGUAUAAAGCUUUUUUUGUUGUGGUUGCUGUACUGUAUGAUACGAUUGAUACGAUUGAUGGCACUAGGAUGGCACUGGGAUGUAAUGUGACAGUGGU